Patiria miniata (bat star) is the source of this 8228-nucleotide messenger RNA. Its product is annotated as brefeldin A-inhibited guanine nucleotide-exchange protein 2-like. Gene Ontology annotation, biological process: regulation of ARF protein signal transduction. The coding region runs from base 1 to 5469 and encodes 1822 amino acids. Gene Ontology annotation, molecular function: guanyl-nucleotide exchange factor activity. Lineage: Eukaryota; Metazoa; Echinodermata; Asteroidea; Valvatida; Asterinidae. The record is from RefSeq and is a predicted model, not a curated record. The transcript has 34 exons.
AUGGUGGAUGUUCGGCAAGGCAGAGACAUGUUUCUUCGGCGUGCCCUGGAGAAAAUUCUCAACGAUAAGGAAACUAAGAAAUCGUACAAUUCGCAGCUGAGGAAGGCAUGCCAAGUUGCCUUAGAAGAAAUCAAUAAAAAAUACAAUGACAAGGGGGAGAAUCAACAGAAUGCAUCCGGUGCACUUCCCCUCCCUAAGACGCAAGUCAACUUCAUCGCGGCAGACCGUUACUUUCUGCCGUUUGAGUUGGCCUGUCAGUCCAAAGCCCCACGAAUCGUCAACACGGCGCUGGACUGUCUACAGAAACUGAUAGCAUAUGGCCACCUGACUGGCGAUGGACCGGACAGCACCAUGCCUGGCAAGAAGCUAAUCGAUCGCAUCAUUGAGACCAUAUGCGGUUGCUUCAUUGGUACCCAAACCGACGAAGGGGUGCAACUCCAAAUCAUCAAGGCGCUUCUAACAGCUGUCACCUCCCCAACCUGUGAGGUCCAUGAAGGAACUCUCCUGCAAGUCUUGAGGACAUGUUACAACAUCUACCUGGCCAGCAAGAACCUGGUCAACCAAACCACGGCCAAAGCGACACUCACACAGAUGCUGAAUGUCAUCUUCAAUCGCAUGGAGAUGCAGGCGGUUGCGGAUGCCAAGGUGAAAGCAGAAGGCGAAGCAGAAGCUCGACGUCAGAGCAAAGAUUCCGGAUCGCUGAACGAAGACACAGAGAAGAUCCCCGUCAUUAUCACCAACGGAGAAAAUGGUGACGGUGCUACGAAAACCUCGGACAGUGUGUUACCAAUUGGAACAUUACCGGAAGUGACUGUCAAUGACGCCAGUAGUAGCAAUCAUAUUGUGAGUGCAGAAAAUGGUCAACUGAAUCCAAAUGAAGAGGAUGUUCAAGGCAUCGUUGCCUCGAUCCUGGGCGACAUCAUCACUGAAAUCACCUCAGGGGAUGCCCCACAAGAUGCUCCAACCACCACCCCCCAGCUACCUCCGGCCUCCAAUGUAGUCACCCCCUCAGCCCCGCCCACCAAUGCUAUAACCACGCCCACCCCUUCCCCGGCGCCCACUCCUUCCCCGGUGCCCACCCUGCCGCCCAUUGGUGAUGAUGGGGACGCAGAGGCAGAGACGGAGGAACCGUUCUCUCACAUCCUUCAGAAGGAUGCGUUCUUGGUGUUCCGUUCCCUCUGUAAGCUCUCAAUGAAGCCAUUACCGGACGGGCCAGCAGACCCCAAAUCCCAUGAACUUCGUUCCAAGGUCCUAUCCCUUCACCUCCUCCUGUCAGUUCUCCAGAGCGCUGGUCCCGUGUUCCGCACCAACGACAUGUUCAUCACUGCCAUCAAGCAGUACCUGUGCGUGGCGUUGUCUAAGAAUGGUGUGUCAUCGGUACCGGAGGUCUUCGAGCUGUCUCUGGCUAUAUUCCUGACACUGCUCAGCCUCUUCAAGACUCACCUCAAGAUGCAAAUCGAGGUUUUCUUCAAGGAAAUUUUCCUGAACAUUCUGGAGACGCCUACUAGCUCCUUUGAGCAGAAAUGGAUGGUGGUUCAAGCACUGACAAGAAUAUGUGCAGAUGCCCAGUGCGUAGUGGACAUCUAUCUGAACUACGACUGCGACUUAUCAAGCGCUAACAUCUUUGAGCGAUUAGUCAGUGACCUGUCCAAGAUCGCACAGGGCCGGCAUGCAAUGGAUCUGGGUGCCACACCACAGCAGGAGAAACGCAUGCGUAUCAAAGGCUUGCACUGUCUGGUGUCCAUACUCAAAUGCAUGGUGGAAUGGAGCAAGGAUCUAUACUUCAAUCCUAACAUUCAGGCCAAUCUCGGUCAAGAGAAGGCCGUCGGCGGUGACCAAGCAGACGCAGACAGCGGUCAGGGAACAAUGACCAGCUCUGGUAGCCAAGGGUCACUUAACUCCACCCACUCUAGCUCCACCUCCAACCUGCAGUCACAAACUGCGCCCAUGGACAGUCCUGAGCAGUUUGAGAGCCAGAAACAGCAGAAGGAGAUCAUUGAACAGGGCAUUGAAAUGUUCAAUAAGAAACCCAUGAAGGGUAUCACAUUCCUGCAGGAGCACGGCAUUCUGGGUAAGAGGCCGGAUGAUAUCGCGGAUUUCUUCCAUAAAGACGAUCGGCUGAAUACCACCGUCUUAGGGGAUUUCAUGGGAGAAAACGAAAAACUCAACAAAGAGGUGAUGUACGCCUACGUAGACCAGAUGGACUUCUCCGAGAAGGAUUUCGUAGCGGCUCUUCGGUCAUUCCUGGCGGGGUUCCGUCUGCCUGGGGAGGCCCAGAAGAUUGACCGCAUGAUGGAGAAGUUUGCCAGUCGCUACGUGGACAAUAACAUCAGGCAGACGGUAUUCGCGAGCGCCGACGUUGCCUACGUACUGGCAUACUCCAUUAUAUUGCUGACGACAGACCUGCACAGUUCACAGGUCAAGCACAAGAUCUCCAAGGAGGAAUACAUCCGGAUGAAUCGUGGCAUCAAUGACAGCAAAGAUCUCCCACCAGAGUAUCUGUCAGAGAUCUACGACGAGAUCGCCUGCAACGAGAUCAAGAUGAAACCGACGACCAGUAACAAAGUGGUCACAGCAAAUGUGACUAGCGAGAAGCAACGCAAGGUGUUGUAUAACGCGGAGAUGGAGGCAUUGUCCAACACCGCUAAGGUUUUAAUGGAGAGUGUCAGCCACGUUAUGACAAGCUUCACCAGCGCGACACACCACGAGCACGUCAGACCCAUGUUCAAAGUUGCGUGGACGCCAUUCCUAGCGGCAUUCAGCGUAGGCCUCCAGGAUUGCGACGACCCGGAGAUAGCCACGCACUGCCUGGAUGGCAUCCGUUGCGCGAUCCGCAUCGCGUGCAUAUUCCGUCUGGAGAUGGAACGUGACGCGUACGUCCAAGCUCUCUCCCGUUUCACCUUACUGACCGCCAACUCCUCCAUCACGGAGAUGAAAACGAAGAACAUCGACACCAUCAAGACGCUCAUCACAGUCGCUCAUACGGAUGGGAACUACUUAGGCAAAGCAUGGCUGGAGAUCCUGAAGUGUAUAUCUCAGCUGGAGUUGGCUCAACUCAUUGGCACUGGAGUCAAGAGGAAAUUCAUCGCGGGGACAGGCGGUAGCUCGGCCGGGGGGCAUAGGAGCUCUGGACAUCACAAUGACCUGCUGGAAUCAGGAGAUGUGUCUAGAGUUCACAUGGAUCAGAAGAAAAUGGCCAGCCUACAGGAGGCGAUGGGAGAGACAUCCUCACAAGGCAUCGUGGUUGCCGUCGAUAGGAUAUUCACCGGUUCAACACGUCUAGAUGGGGAUGCAAUAGUUGACUUUGUGCAAGCCCUGUGCCAAGUAUCCAUGGAGGAACUACAGGCGACAAACACCUGUCGCAUGUUCAGCUUGACUAAGAUUGUUGAGAUCUCGUACUACAACAUGGGCCGUGUGCGUGUACAAUGGUCUCGCAUCUGGAGCAUACUGGGCGACCAUUUCAACAAGGUGGGAUGUAAUCCUAAGGAAGAUGUAGCUUUCUUUGCCAUCGACUCCCUCCGACAACUCUCCAUGAAGUUCCUGGAGAAGGGAGAAUUGCCCAACUUCAAGUUCCAGAAAGAGUUCUUGCGGCCGUUUGAGUACAUCAUGAAGAAGAACAAGUCAUCCACCAUAAGAGACAUGGUUGUUCGCUGUAUAGCUCAGAUGGUCAACUCCCAAGCCAUCAAUAUCCGAUCUGGUUGGAAGAACGUCUUUUCAGUCUUCCAUCUGGCUGCGGCCGAUCAUGAAGAAGGCAUCGUAGAACUGGCAUUCCAGACCACUGGCAACAUUGUCAGCAAUGUGUUUGAGAAGUAUUUCGGCGCCACGCUAGACUCCUUUCAAGACGCUGUCAAGUGUCUGUCGGAGUUUGCCUGCAACGCAGCCUUCCCUGACACGAGCAUGGAGGCAAUCCGGCUCAUACGGAGCUGUGCCAAAUACGUCAUGGAAAAGCCGCAGAUGUUUCGUGAGCAUGUAGGAGACCACGAGACACCUAUUGAUGAAGACGAUCGUAUCUGGGUCAAGGGAUGGUUCCCUGUUCUCUUUGAGUUGUCCUGCGUCAUCAAUAGGUGUAAACUAGACGUCAGAACAAGGGGGCUGACCGUCAUGUUUGAGAUUAUGAAGAGCUACGGCCACACAUUCUAUCAACAUUGGUGGAAGGAUCUCUUCAGGAUCGUCUUCCGAAUCUUCGACAACAUGAAGCUCCCGGAACAGAUCUUAGAAAAAACUGAGUGGAUGAUGACGACGUGCAACCAUGCCCUGUUCGCCAUCGUAGACGUCUUCACGCAAUACUUUGACGUUCUCAAUGAGAUACUCCUUGAAGACUUACUCCAGCAGCUCCUGUGGUGCGUCCAACAAGACAAUGAGCAAUUGGCGCGGUCAGGCACCAACUGCCUAGAGCAGCUCGUGAUCUGCAACGGACCAUCGUUCAGCAAAGCUACGUGGGACCGUGUCUGUACAUGCAUGCUGGACAUCUUCAAGAACACCAUACCUCACGGUUUGUUGACGUGGAAACCAGAGGAACAUCAUGGCGAUGCUGACACGGUCAGCAGGGAUUCUGUACCAUCACCUGACCAUGAGUCUCCGGCCAAACCGCCCGGCUCCCCCGCCUUCAUCGACAAGGAGAACCACCCCCAGCCUACCGCGUCCGAGCGUAGAUCAGACCUACGCCGAGCUGGCAGUGAGCACAGCGUGGCCAGCGCUACCAGCAUGGAGAGCAAGACUAGCAGCAGGACCAUGGACAUACACAAAACUGCUGCUGACCAAAAGAUCUUUGCCAACCUGCUCAUCAAGUGUGUCGUCCAGCUAGAGCUCAUUCAGACCAUUGAUAACAUUGUAUUCUUCCCGGCCACCAGUCGACACGAAGACGCUGACAACCUCAAAGCGGCACAGGACAAUACAAUGGAUCAGUUAUCGGUGUCCUCCGAGUCCACUCUGAGCGGUGAGGAUCCAGGCAUGUAUCGUUUCCUUUCGUCCAGUCAGCUUUUCCUGCUCAUGGAUUGUCUGAUGGAAUCACACAGCUUCGCCAAAGAGUUCAACAGCAACAACGGGCAGCGGGAACUGCUCCGAUCGGCAGGAUUCCGUGGGAAGAACAAGCCCAACCUGUCUACCCAGGAGACAGCUAGCCUGGCCUGCUGUCUACGUAUCCUCUUCAAGAUGUACAGUGAUGAAACCAGGCAAGCUGAAUGGCCUGCUAUCGAAGAAAAACUCCUCAGUGUUUGCCAAAGUGCUCUAGAAUACUUCAACUCAUUAGACUCAGAGAGCCACCGGGCGGCCUGGAAGUCACUGCUGGUCCUCCUAUUGACCAAAAUACUCAAGAUGAGUGACGAGAGGUUCAAGAUCCACGCUUCCAAGUACUACGCUCAAAUGUGCGAGGUCGUCAUGUUUGACCUCCGACCUGAGCUGAGGUCAAUAUUCCGCAAGUUUCUGCUGAGAACGGGCGUCGUCUUUGGCAUUGUUGCAUCCCCUAGAUGAGGGUAAGACGAAAACACAGUGACGCACAUGGUGAUACAUGCAUGGUCUAUGGUGAUACACACCGUGACAGACACCAUGAUACAUGCUACCGACAUCACCACCCUGAUACUACAGUAACACACACCGAUACAAAUACAGCGAUACACCCAACCGUGGUUGGAUCAUUAAGAUAUAUAAAAAAAAAUAUUGUUUUCCUAGAUUUUUUUUUUAAUUUAGCAAAUGGGGACGUGCAAAUCUGAAACAAAAUAGGAAAUUAAUAAAAAAUACCAAACAUUUCAUUGGUUUUAAUAUCUCAAAUGAAAAUAAUCUGAGAGGACUAUUUUUUGUAAAACACAAGAAUUUUUGUAGUAUGGUCGAACUUUUACGUGUCGGACCGUUUUUUUUUCUUUAUUGAGGUCAUAUGAAGUUUGCAUUAAAGUAACAGCGUUAUUUUUUUGCAGAUUUUGUUUUAGAAAUUUAUAUAGGUCACUCAUGAUUUGGAUUCGAGCACUGAAAUGUACUGUUGUGUUACGUAUUUACUUGCACCGCGGAUUUCAUAUGGGAAAGUUAUAUUAAAUGUGAAUGUGAUGCCAUUGUACAUUCGCGUCGAUAUUUAGACGAGUAUGUACCAGUCAAUGGGCUCAGUGCGCAAAUACCCCCUCAACGGUAAGAAAGGGAGAGUUUGGGGAGACCACUGGGAUAGACAUGUGGACGCAUUUCUGACGACGCCUGACGCUCACGCGAAGAUGCUCUGGCUUUCUGCACAUUCAGAAUACAAUAAGUCGUGCGUACUUCGCGCUGUGUGCGCGCGAACCAGUAAUCGCAUGCCGUCCACUGCGCUUUUGAAAGUGGUAAAAUAGCGCCCUCUAUUGUUUGCGCACGGAAUCCAUAGGUAUCGUACUACGGCAAUUGUAUUCAUCGGCAAUAUUCGCAACCCGAUUGACAUUUCUCAAAGUACGAACAGAAACGGACCGCUUGCCUGUUUUAUUGUUUGCAGGUAAAUAAACGUUCUAGCGACACUUUUUUUCAUAUUUUCCAAAUUGGAAAAGACUCGCAUAUGGCAAUAGUCAAUAAGAUUUCAGUCUUAAAUUGAAACAACAAACAUUAUCUUGCUUAACAUAAUACUUUCUCAAAGAAUUUCCAACUAAUAGUUGUGUUUAUAAAAUGCGUAUCAAUUGUUUUUCCGUAAAAUGUUACUUUUGCAUUCCUCUCUCUAUUUUAAUUCAAGAAAUUUCUUUAAAAUGUCUACGAUAUAAAAUAAAUGUAUUUCAAUAAAAGCUUAUUAGUCAAAUUUAAAAAAAAAGUUCAUGUAUUUUUAUGUCACCGAGAAACAGCAUUCCUACUAGAACGAUGUACAUUAGUCACAAAGUAAAACCCCAAACUUAAUGUGGACUGUAUAAAUUAAAAUUUGAUAAAAAAAACAAAGAAAUAAUCAUAAUUUUUGCGUUGUAUACAAAAAUGAAUGUAUCUUUUAUACACUCCCAAGCUGUACAUGUGUACCGUAUCUCCAAUCGUUUUUAGGAAUAAGUCUUUGUUUUGUCCUUAAAGUCGAUCGGAGGUAAUUAAAAAUUGAGUUAUUCAUAUUUAGUUUGAUGGCGUAUAUUUUGUGUUAACAUUUAUUGAAAAAAAAAACAGAUUUAAGGAAAUGUGAUUUCCAGCCUUAGGUUCCGCAGCAAUUUUCCUAUUUUAAAAAGCUUUGAUUGAAAUGUGGGCUAGUUAGAAAUAAAAACUUGUUUAUGGGCAGUCAAGUGUAUUUUUUUCUUGGUUGUAGACCACUAGACUGGUAUCCUGACUUCAUUUAAUGAGGACAGGUAAUCGUGCCCCAUCUUCAUAGAUUUCAUUGGUUGUUGCAACAAUUAGUUCUUCCUUCCUGUCAUUUGAUUGGCUGAUUACAGAUGUUUUGUGGUGCAUUCCCUGUUGACAUAUUAACCUUUGACCCUAUGUCAAAGGUCAUGUGUCAAAGGUCAUGUGUCAGAGGUCAUUCAGACAGAAAGCUGGUGGUACUGAAGGGGCAGUUCUCUGACCUGAAUCCAAAAUUGAGCAAUUAUGCACCUGAUGCAUUUUCGAAACCAGGCUUUGUUUUCAGAUGUGGCUUCCGGAGACUGUUUCCAUGUAAACGUGAUGGAAGCCGAAACUGGAGGCAAGAACGAAGUUUCAAAACUUGCAACAAGGAAAGAUGAGUUCCCAAAAUAUUAAUUUAUUGAUUUCCAACGAUACCAAGAGUUAAAAAAAAACUAGAAAAAUGAAUAUUUUUACUGCGUAGAUUGUUUUACUUUAAAAAUGAAAUAUUAAAUGAGAAAAAUUACAGCUUACAGCAGCUCUGUAAUGCAAUGUACAAAUUGUAGAAAUUAAUAAAAAAAAAUGAGCCAGCCACGAUUUCAGAUUUUGUCCCAAACUCGAUCAUGAUUUAACUUUACCGAGUUUGAGUUUGUGUUCAACUAAAGUCAUUGCUUAUAAAUUAGUUUUACUAAAUCCUUGUAACUCCUAGCUCCCUCACGUGUAGGUUUUUUGCUCUACGUCUAAAAUUGUUAGAGGGAUCUUUAGGAAAACAUGUAAUUGGUAUUUUAAUAUUUCAUGUUUUGUAGCCAUGUUUCAGAACUGGCCGUUGUUUAUAGUUUUUUGUGAUGUACAUAUGCAUUGGGAACCAAUACAUGUAAUUAAUUAAUACAGUAUGGACACAGUUUAAAUAGAGAUUGUUACUUUAAGAAUAUAUUCUCAUGUUUUUGUUGUGAUUAUGUUGUAACUCAGAUGAUUAAAUGUCUAAGAUGCUAUUCUAUUAA